ACUCGCCAGAACUACAGUUUCCUAUUUUUAUAACAUUUUUAUCGGUGUAUCUCAUCAUAGUCUUCAGUAACCUUAUCAUUUUUGUAACUAUAGUUUUGUUCUCUCCUUUACACACACCCAUGUACAUCUUCUUGUGUAAUCUAUCAGUCAUUGAUACCUUAUACACCUCGACCAUUCUACCCAAACUGUUGGCUAUGCUCCUCACUCAGUGUAAGACCAUAUCCUUUCUAGAGUGCUUUAUUCAGGUGUAUUUUUUCAUAUCUUUUGCUGGUGCAGAAGUCUUAUUAUUGGCUGCCAUGUCUUAUGAUCGCUAUGUAGCAAUCUGUCACCCUCUUCAUUACUUAAUUGUAAUGAGUCCAAAGCUCUGUGCUCGACUUGUAUUUGCAGUGUGGGUCUUGGGUUUAUUAGAUCCUGUAGCACAUACUAUUUUAAUUGCUAACUUUUCAUACUGUCGUUCUCACCACAUUGACCACUUUUUCUGUGAUAUAACUCCAUUGCUAAAACUUACCUGUAGUGAUACUUUUCCUGUUGAGUUAUGUAUAUAUAUUUAUGGGACUGUCCUGGGUGUCAGUGCAUUUACACUUACGUUGAUAUCUUAUGUGUUUAUUAUUUCUACUAUCCUAAAUAUACAAUCAGCAAGUGGUCGAAAUAAAGCUUUUUCUACCUGCACCUCCCACAUAACUUGUGUUAUUAUAUUUUAUGGAACAAUGAUCAGUUUGUAUAUGAGACCAGCAUCUACGUAUUCUCCACAACAGGACAAGUUUUUUGCCCUUUUAUAUAUUAUACUUAUUCCAAUGAUGAAUCCUCUUCUUUACACCCUGAAGAAUAAGGAUUUUAAAAAUAUUUUUAAACAAUUGAUAAAAGGUCAUUUUGUUUUGAGUUAUACAUUAAAGUAGUCAUGCAAUCCAUAAUUGCAAUAAUAAUGUACAGUACAACCCCAGAACUAAGAUUCAGGAAUUUAUUAAAGACAUUAUUGAAUUUUCAGGCGUCAACUUUUGUACACAGUUGUAACACAUGAUUUAAAAUAUUGAAUGAAUAAUACAUGAACAUACAGGAGAAAUGUAAUGUCUUUAGUUUUGAAAGAUGACCUGUUAUGUACACAAGUAAACAUGUUUUUAUCUUUAUGCUAUUGUCAUUUUAUGAGAUGUCAAGCAGACCACAGUCUAUAAAAACCUUUAUAUGUUUUGCAGUAUAAGGCAUCAAUGUUGAUUUUAAAAGAUUUUUAAUUGUUCUGCUUUUGAAAUGUCUUAAUUUUCCAGGAUUAUGUCUGUACAUAGGAAUUCUUAUUUAAUUUUUGAACAUCUAUUUUGUUGCAUCUGGAGUUUUAUUUUUGUCAUUAAUUUUUUUGCAAAUCUGGUGGGGUUUUUUUUUUAAUAGUUUUGUCAUGGUAUUAUGAAUUCCCAUUUUACUUUUUUGAGGGGCUGAAGAAAGAAGAUUUACAAGAAAGAAGAUGGAUAGUAAGUAUAUUUUUUAUAUUAUAUAUAUUCAGUUUAUUGACCCACCUAAUUUUUAGGAUGAGCGGGUAGGUAGUGAUAAGUUAUUCUAAGAGGGAAACAAUUUGUGCACCUAUAGCCACCAAGGAUAUUAAUUAUUGGCAUAUUAGGGUGGCUAAACAAUGGCAUGUCUACUCCCCCAUAAAUAUUUUAUUAGAGCCUUCACCAGCCGCCAUGGGUUGGGGCUCGGCAGGAACAUUUCUUCCCAUUUUAGUAUUAUGAUUUAAUUAUUUAUAUAACUCCAGCAAAUUCCAUAGCACUGUACAAUAGGUGGACUAACAGAUAAUUUUAUAAUUAAAGGAAUACUGCACUCAAAAUGAUGCAACAAAAGUAUAUUUGGAAUAUGUGCAAAAAGGAAGACAAACAUAUAUUUUCAUUACAAUGGAAGGGGAAAAAAACUGAGUUACUACGUACACUUAUAAAGCCCAUAAAUCACCAAUCUAUACCUACAGCCCAUGUAGUAUAACUACUGGAAAUUCAUCCGAAAAAGCAGUAAGUAAUCAACAGGUGAUACACAGAAAGAAGUUAAUAGGUAAUGACUCUGGUGGAUCAAGCCACUAGCUCAUUAAAGUAAGAGCAUAUGUAUUAGCUAAUAAAAAAAUGACAAAAAGUAAAAAUUCUUAUAGAUAAUAUUGAAAAAUAUAUAAAAAGAAUAGUCAAAUGUCUGAAAAGGUUGGAUCUCACCCCUCUAUUAAGAUCAUCAGUAAUGAUUAAAAAGAUAAGUUCAUGCAGGAUAAAUGCUGGAGAUAAUCACUGGAUGAUCCCUGGAAGGUCGCUGGAGUCCAGCAGUAGUCCUGGGUUCAGAAUAAGGUGCAGGUGACUGCCUGCUGUGUCCCCAUGGACUUAUCCAUUUGAUCAGAACUGAUGAUAUUAAUAGAGGGGUGAGAUCCAACCUUUUCAGCAAUUUUGUUGCCUUUUCUUUUUUGAUAUUUUUCAUAAUUAUCUUUAAGGAUCAUCUAUAUCUAUCAUAGCUAGCAAGUGGACUUAAUAUUCAUACAUUUUAGAUUGAUUCAUUUAUUUUCUUCUUUUACCCUAUAUUUUACUAUUUUGUCAUUUUAAAUUUUAAAUUUAGUUUCCAUUUUUUUUAUUAGCUAAUGUGUACAUAUACUCCUACUUUAUUGAGUUAGUGGGUGGAUCCACCGGAGUCAUUACCUGUAAUCAGGGCUGCCAUCAGACAAAGCACAAGGUGUGGGCCCCCAUCCAGGCCCACACACGAGUGUGUAUUAGACACUGUUUGUGCAGUAAAUGCAGAGUGUGUGUUUGUGUAGCGGAUGCAGUGUGUAUAGUGAACACAGAGUGUGUUGGAGUAGUGGAUGUCGUGUGUUUUUGUGUAGUGCAUGUAGUGCUUGUGUGUACUAGAUGCAAUUUGUUUAGUGGAUGCAGUGUCUCUAGUGGAUGUAGUAGUGUGUAUAUUAGAUGCAGUGUCUCUGUAUAGUGAAUGCAGAGUGUUUGAAUGUGUGGUGGUUGUAGUGCUUGGGCUGUGAAUACAGGGUAUUGGUGUAGUGGAUGCUGUGUGAAUAGCUAAUGCAGAGUGUAUGUCAGUGUAGUGGAUUAAUUGUGUUAGUGUAGUGAAUGCAGUGUGUUAGUGUAUAGUGAAUGUAGAGUGUGUCAGUGUAGUGAAUGUAGAGUGUGUUAGUGUAAUGAAUGCAGAGUGUGUGUCAGUGUAGUGCAUGCAGUGUGUCAGUGUAGUGGAUGCAGUGUGUUAGUGUAGUGAAUGCAGAGUGUGUCAGUGUAGUGGAUGCAGUGUGUUAGUGUAGUGAAUGCAGAGUGUGUCAGUGUAGUGAAUGCAGAGUGUGUGUCAGUGUAGUGGAUGCAGAGUGUGUGUCAGUGUAGUGGAUGCAGUGUGUCAGUGUAGUGGAUGCAGUGUGUUAGUGUAGUGAAUGUAGAGUGUGUCAGUGUAGUGAAUGUAGAGUGUGUUAGUGAAUAAGUGAAUGCAGAGUGUGUGUCAGUGUAGUGGAUGCAGUGUGUCAGUGUAGUGGAUGCAGUGUGUUAGUGUAGUGAAUGCAGAGUGUGUCAGUGUAGUGGAUGCAGUGUGUUAGUGUAGUGAAUGCAGAUUGUGUGUCAGUGUAGUGGAUGUAGUGUGCUAGUGUAGUGAAUGCAGAGUCAGUCAGUGUAGUGGAUGCAGAGUGUGUGUCAGUGUAAUGAAUGCAGUGUGUGUGUCAGUGUCAUGAAUGCAGUGUGUGUGUCAGUGUAGUGAAUGCAGUGUGUGUGUCAGCAUAGUGGAUGCAGAGUGUGUGUUAGUGUAGUGGAUGCAGAGUGUGUGUCAGUGUAAUAAAUGCAGAUUGUGUGUCAGUGUAAUGAAUGCAGUGUGAGUAUCAGCGUAGUGAAUGCAGAGUGUGUCAGAGUAGUGGAUACAGUGUGUGUGUCAGAGUAGUGGAUGCAGUGUGUGUGUCAGUGUAGUGAAUGCAGUGUGUGUGUCAGCGUAAUGAAUGCAGUGUGUGUGUCAGUGGAGUGGAUGCAGAGUGUGUGUCAGUGGAGUGGAUGCAGAGUGUGUGUGUUAGUGGAGUGAAUGUAGAAUGUGUGUGUCAGUGUAGUGGAUGCAGAGUGUGUUAGUGUAGUGGAUGCAGAGUGUGUGUGUUAGUGGAGUGGAUGCAGAGUGUGUGUGUUAGUGGAGUGGAUGCAGAGUGUGUGUGUUAGUGGAGUGAAUGUAGAAUGUGUGUCAGUGUAGUGGAUGCAGAGUGUGUUAGUGUAGUGGAUGCAGAGUGUGUCACGAAUGCACCCUACUCCAAGAGUUGCAUAGUUGUGGUGGUGAAAGGGUUAAAGUACACUAUUUGUCUGCACUAGACCGGAAAUAAUGACAAAAUCCCCCUUUAAACACCACCCACACUUAAACAUAAUAUAACUAUUACUAUUUUAAUGCUGCCACCACCAAGACAAUUUAUAAAUGGGGUGCCUUGGUCCCCCAGGUAAAUCAACAAUAAAACCCACCAAAUAUUACUUAGUACAAUAUUCAAGGAAUUACAAAAAUACAAAUUUGGUUAAAGCUAUUAGGUAUGGGGACUUCAAUUGUGUGUGCUAUGCAGCCCAUGUUCUAUAUCUGGUGGUGAGAACUGCACUUACAACUGCUGCAGAGGUUGGCAGAUUGUGCAGCCAAUUAGGGAUUAUUCUAGCCCUAGUGACUGAAUAAUCAAAAUUUUAUUAACAGGAGGCAAAUAUUUGCUUAUCUUUCUUUACUGAACCUCCCAGCAGCAAAGACAUAGUUAACAAUAGUGUUAAAACAAUUCACCAAUCAGAGUGUAUAACAGUAUUAUAUGAUGUCAUCAAACUCCUCCCAAGUUCCCUUUCUUGCUGUAGCCGAUAUUCGAGUAGCAACCAUGUAAACUAUAACUAUGAACCGUGACCAAUCCAAGGUCCUGAUGUAGUCAUCCAUGUAAACUUUCAACAGGUUUGAUGAAUCCAUAUAUCACAAGCGUUGGGAUUCUCACACUAAAGAGAAGUAGAGAGAAAAAAACAUGAGUAUAGGUUCUCAUAUUAGUUGAAUGCAAGUUUAUGGCAUGCAUACUAGGGAUAGCAAUUUCAAUAGGUUUCAUGUAAAAUGAUGUUGAGUAUAUCAAACUCUUGGUUAGCGUGUUGUGGUGUAAACCUAUGACAGAUAAUGUGUGAAUGUGUUUGAAACAGAUCGACUAGAAAAAAAUUGGAUCUAAAAACAUUAAUUGAGUAGACAGAAAAUUUAGGAUGAUCGUCAGAGGUGCCGCAAAAAGGAAUCCGUAUCCCUUUCCAAACACCAGCUGACCCAUGUCUGCCAUGCAGCAAGGUAAGCUCGUCUAGUGCCUGGGGCCCAGGAGUUCCAUAGGAGGGCCUUAGCUGUCUCCGAAAGUCCCAAGACAUUCCAGGAUCCCCAUAAAUGGUCCAAGCUACAAGCUGGAGCCACCCUCGAAGGGUGAGUGGGUGACAGUGCCCUGCUGGACUCUUGAGGAUGUCGGGGGAUCGAUGAAUUGGACAAUUCACAGACAGUUCUAGCAGGGUUGGAAACCAUGUCUUGGCUCUCCAUAGCGGAGUGACAAUAACUAUCAUCACUACUAGGGCUUUGACCCGGUAAAGGAUGCGCUGGAUCAUGGAGAAAGGCGGGAACGCAUAAACUCCUGUCUCUGGCCAAGGGUGUAGGAAGGCAUCGACUGCCCAGGCCCGGAGGAUCUGGGAGCCAGCUGAAAAAGGCCUCUGUCCCGCGAAGACAAUGAAUUUUAUAGAACAAGCUGGGAUCCAAUUGCCAGUCGCUUACGUUCCUCCAAUGACGAGAGAACCAAUCUGCGACUACUUUGAAGAUCUUCCGCUCUGAUGGAAAAAUUCCGCUCUAGGCAGAAUUGGUAGAGUUCCUUGGUAAGGUCGGACAGUAAUUUGGAUUGGGAACCUUCUAACCGAUUCACAUAACACACUGCAGAGUUGUUGUACAUGCGCAGUACUAGUGAACAAUUGAAACAAUCUUUUGAGAAACUGCAAAUCGCAAAAGAUCCUGCGAUCAAUUCUAGGCAAUUGAUGUGCAGUGCUUGUUCGGAGGGGGACCAAAGUCCCCCGGUGGACAUUUUGGCGCACGUAGCGCCCCACCCCAAAAUACUGGCAUCGGAUUCCAGAAUGAAGUAUGGUUGUGAUCUGAAAAUGGCUUUGCCAUUCCAGGCUUCCAUGUUGUGAAGCCACCAGUGACGUUCUAUACGGACUUCAUCUGUUAGAUAGAUCAGUUGGUCGUAAGAGAUGGAUCGGUUUAGAUAGUAAGUCUUGAGCCAUUGCAUGGCUCUGUAAUCUAGGGGUCCCAGAUAAAUGUCUUGGAUAGAGGCAGACAUUAGGCCUAUAGUAUGAGCCAGAUCGCAUAGACGAAUCUGGUGGGCUGAUAGCAAUUAAUGAAUGUCUUUCUUUAUAGCCUUGACCUUUGUAGAUGGUAGUUGUAAAAUCGCCUGUACGGAGUCUAUUAGGUAUCCGAGAAACUGAACCUUCUGAGAAGGUUCCAGGUCCGAUUUCUUAGGUUUUGUAAUAAGGCCAUCGUCAUGUCCGUUUGUUGAUGUAAAAGGUCUGGAUCUUGAGCCAUUAGCAGGAUGUUGUCAAAAUAUACAAUGGAACGAAUCCCCUGUGAUUGGAGUAGCGCCAUCACUGGUUUCAUCAGCUUUGUGAAACACCAUGGUGUGGAACAAAGACCGAACAGGAGGCAUGUGAGCUGCCAAAUUUCCUCUUGCCAGAGGAAUUGAAGAAUAGCCCGAUGGGACAGUGAGAUAUGCGUCCUUGAGAUCGAAUCUGGAGAACCAGUCUCCCACGCAAAGGAGGUCCCUGAGGAGAUGGAUGCCCUCUAUUUUGAAAUGACGAUAUCUGACAUAGUGAUUCAGGUCUUUCAAAUUGAUUAUUGGACGCAGGUCUCCGGAUUUUUUGUGGACCAGAAAAAUAUUGCUUAGAAAGGUAUGUGGGAAGGGUGAUCUUUCUAUCGCCCCUUUUUCCACCAGUUUGUUUAAUUCUGUGCGUAAUGCCAGGUUGUCUGUUGCAGACAUCCGAAAUGGU
Molecule: messenger RNA, 6971 nt
Organism: Pelobates cultripes (western spadefoot toad)
Lineage: Eukaryota; Metazoa; Chordata; Amphibia; Anura; Pelobatidae
Source: the annotation of a GenBank genome assembly